ACUUAUCAAUAUAAUCUAAACAGGAAAGUCUGCGAAGAUGACCGGGAAUCUGCAGGACUGUCUGACCUGCAGAAGGCAGACCGAGAGUUACCUACGAAUAACGGACGAAAGUAACGUGGAGAACGUAGAAGCUAUUUUAGUAAAACAUUUUUGGUUUAAGCCCAUCGAAUAUGUAAGUCGAGUGCUGUGCAUCAGCUGUUGGGAGAAAAUUGAAGAAUUCCACAAAUUUUACUGUGAAGUUGAGGAGCUUUGUGCAGAAAAUGUACAGCAUGUGGUUGUUAAAACGGAGCCCCAGGAGGGAUUGCCCAUUUCUCGUUCGGUUAAAGCUGAAGAACACUUAACCGAAAAGACUGAUAUUCACAUAGAGAGCGAUGUUGAAUCCGAAAUAUGUGAUGAAACUAAGGACACUUCCGGAGAAGACAAUGAUGAUCAUGAUGGAGAAAUGAAGCAAGAAGAAUACUCGGAAGAUGACUCGAUCGAAGAAUCGUCCACACCAAUAGCAAAGCGAAGGAGAUAUACUGGAAGGACAACAUCAAACAACACCGGAUUGGGCCGAAAAAAACAACGUACUAAUUAUCACAACAGAUUGAGUUUCGACAGGAAUAAUCUUAUUGCGAAGUACAUCCGGUUAGCAUGCGAAAUUUGCAACUAUAAGGCGGUGACAUUUUCCCGUUUGUUGCUGCAUUACAAAAGAAUGCACGACAGGCAAGGUUACGUGACGUGUUGCGAACGUAGCUUUCAGAAGAAGUCCACUUUAUGCGAACAUUUGCGUAAACACGAAUCUGACCCACCGGAUCUGGAGGAGGAUACCCCGUUCAGGUGCGAACAGUGCGACUGCUCGAAGACAUUCAAAGAUGAAGAGGGUCUUCAGCUGCAUAGAGUGAUAUGCCACAGUAUGGAAGGAGAGAAAAUCUUCAAAUGUGAUCAAUGUGAUAAGGCGUUUGCUAGUGAGUGGCAGUUAUCGGGUCAUAAGAACUGGCACCAGAACGUGGAGAGCUUGAAUAUACACUGCGACAAAUGCAAUAAAUAUUUCAACUCGAUUCGAACACUGAACACUCAUGUAAGAGCACAUCAUUUGGAUGUCGCAGCGGUGCUACCACUGUCUACCGAAGCUGUAAUUCCAGCGGAUGUAAACAUGGAAUCUACUUCACACAAAGCUAUUGUUCCCCACACAGAACAAUGUUUGACCAAAUAUACAACAUCCCACAAUGAUUCCAAUAUUUCAUCUGUUCCGAGGAAAGCUUUGAAAUCGGCUGAGGAAGUUGCGAAAGAGGACGAACUCAUUCGGCAAUUUUGUACGCUCAUAUGCGAGAAGUGUGAAUUUGUGGGUGAAAAUUACUAUCAACUUGAGAAGCAUUACAAAACGGAUCACAACACGCGUGGUUAUGCGGUAUGUUGUGGUCGCAAGUUCUGUAAAAAACGACGUUUAUUCGAGCAUUGUCAACGCCACAUCAAUCCGGAUAUGUUCCGCUGUGAGCUCUGCAAUAAAUCAUUCACUGAAAGUGACGGGUUAGAAAAGCACAAUAAAUGGGUGCACACACCGGACUCGGAGAAGCCAUUCAAAUGUGAAAUCUGCGAUGCGGCUUUCUAUAAGGAUUAUUUGUUGCGGAAUCACAUGAAGUAUCAUAUCUCGAUGGAGCAAAAAAUCUUCAACUGUAAAGAUUGUGAUAAAUCGUUUGGCACGGCGGUUCUGUUGAGAGCACAUCAGCAGAACAUCCACGGAGCGGCCUCCAAUUGGGUUUGUGAUAUUUGCGCCAAAGGAUUCGUUCACAAGUCCCUGCUGGAAACCCAUCGCCUUUCGCACUCAGAGGAAGGAGCGGCCAGUUUGAAGAAGCAAUGCGAACACUGCAAGAAAUGGUUGAAAAAUAAGGAUACCUACCAGAAUCACCUCAAGCGGUGUCUUGCCGGUGGACCGGUUACAUGUGAUAUUUGCGGUAAGGAAGCCGUCAACGAGCUGGCGCUGGCAAGCCACAAACGCUUCAACCACGAGGAUCGGCCGGCAUUUGCCUGCAGCUAUUGUGGCAAACAGUUCAAACGAAUCCUGCGGUUGAAAGAACAUGAAGCCAAUCAUCGUGGAGAAGUGCUAUACUCGUGUCCGUACUGUCCGAGGACGUGUAAUUCUAGUUCGAAUAUGUACACUCAUAAGAAAGUGGCGCACCCCGAACUGUGGGCUGCCAAAGUCGCUGAAAGAUUUUACAAACGAUAAGCGAGAGCGGACUGGUAAUGGUAAGAAUGUGUUAUUUCAACACGAAUAUUUUGCUUGCGCAAAACUUGCUUUUUGUGCUACGCUAAAACAUUUCGAAAUCCGUCCGCCGAUCAGUGGUCUGACAAGAGGUGUUUCCGGUCUUUUUUCAUUUGUUUAUUUA
This is a messenger RNA of Toxorhynchites rutilus septentrionalis, 2366 nucleotides long. RefSeq names its product zinc finger protein 91-like. The transcript is spliced from 6 exons. Gene Ontology annotation, molecular function: RNA polymerase II transcription regulatory region sequence-specific DNA binding; DNA-binding transcription factor activity, RNA polymerase II-specific. Gene Ontology annotation, cellular component: nucleus. Bases 38 to 2206 code for a protein of 722 amino acids. Gene Ontology annotation, biological process: regulation of transcription by RNA polymerase II. Lineage: Eukaryota; Metazoa; Arthropoda; Insecta; Diptera; Culicidae. The record is from RefSeq and is a predicted model, not a curated record.